UUAGAAUGGCUGAGUAUGCGCAUACGAUGUCUAGACCUUAAUCAUAUGUUUAUGACUGAUUUCCUGUGUGAUGAAGGCAAUGACACAUUAUAUCAAGAAUGGUUUCUAGAUGAUGUUGAUUCAUCCAACUUGACCAAUUGAAAACAAGUUUGGAAUGAUAGCCAAGGAGUUCUUCAUUUUGAUAUGGGGUUUACGAUUUUUCAGCUGUAUCAAUGACCUAGACAAUUUAAACCAAUUGCACUGGAAAAUCACCAAAUUACCAGUUGUAUUUCACUCCAAUGUCACAUUAUCUUGUAAAGUACCCGCGUCCAUGCAAUGCUGUGAAAAAACAAGGAAAUGGAAAGGUGGAAAGUCUCAGAAAUUGCUAAUGUUCAAUGGAUCGUCGGCAAAUAGCUCAAAAUAUCAAGAAGUCGUUAAGAAAAAUGGUUUUGAUCUUGAAAUCAAGGACUUCACCGAGGACGACAUGAAUGUAAAUUACUCUUGCUUUUAUGAAUUUUUAUCAUAUUCUAAGAACUUAACAAUUGAGGAAAUAUCUUACAAAAUUGAGCCAAGAAACAUAACAGUUAAUCUUCAUUGUAACAUUACUACUGGUGAAAUUGCAGUACAAGUUAGUGUAGGAAAGGUUUAUCCGUUUCCAGAAUGCAAAACAGUUUUCACGGAUAUGAAUAUAUCUGCUGAUACUCAUGUUUCUGAAGUAAAGAUUGGACUGGCGUACCAAAUAUCGAUUGUAUCUGCUUUUAUUUUAAAUACUGAGAAGCUUGAUGGAAAAUUCAAGCUCAUAUGUGAAGAUUAUUUGCUAGUAAAUAAAGACUUGCACAACAUUUGCGAGUCAUCAACAAUUGUCAAAGGAGAUAACUCUGGAAGCCGGUGUUGUUGUCGUACUGUUAUCUUAUUCUAUGUAAUGACAUUUUCAAUUUAUCAGUUUAUGUUAUCCGAAGCGAACUUAUUGUAAGGCAUCCAUCUUUCAUCUUGUGUGUGUGUGUGUGUGUGUGUGUGUGUGUUGGAAGAGAGGUGAGUGGGACGAGUAUGUUGUUUUUGUUAGAUAAAUGGUUUGAUUUUGAAUUUGAAGAAAAUCAUUAGGAGUGAAUCUAUUGAAAAAUAUGAAGAAGAAAAAAUACAUUGAUAAUCCAAUUAGUUUCCUGUGUGUUUAUAUAAAGAAAAUGUCCCGAAAGAAAAAUUCAUGCCCUCUCACAAAUGUUGACUGGUUUUGUUAUAAUUUUUAUACAUAUAAGUGUAAAAGUAGACAAAAGGGGACACAUCAUAAUAUGUAAAAUAACUUUAUAUGCUGCUUUAAAAUUAUCUUGCCAUCUAUAUACAUCUAGGAAUACCAUUGGUCAAAAGGGAAUAUGGUGGAACCAUGUAUGGUUAAGAUAAAGUCAGUAGGUGUGUUAUAUUUUAAAUGCACGGUUAGUGGCCGAGGGUUUUGUUAAAUAGUUAGGUAGAAAAGUUGCAUUUCUUAAGAAAAAAAAACAAACUUGUAAACAUAUAUAAUUAUAUAAUUAGAUGUAUUUAUGCUUUUAGACAAACAAGUUAUCGUAGAGACGCUGACUUUCUCAUUGUACAUAAUUGCAUGUUCUGUUUAAUGUUGUGUUAAAAUUGUAAUAUCAAGGAACAUUUUGUACACACAUGUAAUUAAUCAAGGUUCGUAAUAACGACUAAGUUCCCCAUAUAAUAUUAGUCUGUAAGAUGAAUUCGCUACAAUCUUUUAUAGGCCGAAUGCGAUAAAAAUAUGCAGUUGGUACAAUCCUCUGUAUUUAUUGUCGUUUCUAUAUUUUCCUUUAUUUUUUUUAUCGAAAAAAUUCAUGACUAGAAAAUAUGAUAAUGUUCAGUAUAAGUAAUUACCCUGGAGUAUGAGCUUUAAAGUACACAAUGUAAGGAUGUCUACACAUUCUUUCUUAAUGCAGUGUAAUCGUCCAGGCCCUACGCUCUAAAGUUUAAACUUUAUUUUAUAUUAUGUGAAACAACUCACAAUGGUCCUGCAUAUCUUUGAAUACGAGAAAUGUCAAUCAAACAGAUAUUGUUGGUUUGCGUGUAUUUACUUUCUGUGCGUCUAUUGAUAACAUAGAUUUAGAAAAUUAAAAAAAAAAUACAAAUCUCCCAAAUAGUGUCCUUUAAGUGUCCAUAAGACAUUUAUUUGUCAGUCAUCAUAUUCAUUUCUAUGAAUUUA
This is a messenger RNA of Mytilus trossulus (common blue mussel), 2167 nucleotides long. RefSeq lists its product as uncharacterized. The record is from RefSeq and is a predicted model, not a curated record. Lineage: Eukaryota; Metazoa; Mollusca; Bivalvia; Mytilida; Mytilidae. The transcript has 6 exons. Bases 155 to 952 code for a protein of 265 amino acids.